Egretta garzetta (little egret) is the source of this 450-nucleotide messenger RNA. Its product is annotated as AP-1 complex subunit sigma-2-like. Gene Ontology annotation, cellular component: AP-1 adaptor complex; membrane coat; intracellular membrane-bounded organelle. Gene Ontology annotation, biological process: intracellular protein transport; vesicle-mediated transport. Lineage: Eukaryota; Metazoa; Chordata; Aves; Pelecaniformes; Ardeidae. Gene Ontology annotation, molecular function: clathrin-cargo adaptor activity. The record is from RefSeq and is a predicted model, not a curated record.
GGGGGCAUGAUGCAGUUUAUGUUGCUCUUUAGUUGCCAGGGGAAACUGAGAUUCCAGAAAUGGUAUCUGACGGUAUCUGACAAAGAAAAGAAGAAAAUCACAAGGGAACUUGUUCAAACAGUGUUAGCCCUCAAACCAAAAAUGUGCAGCUCUCUGGAAUGGAGAGACCUGAAGAUAGUCUACAAAAGAUACGCAAGCCUCUAUUUCUGCUGUGCUAUUGAAGAUCAGGACAAUGAGCUAAUAACUCUGGAAAUAAUUCAUCACUAUGUAGAAUUUCUUGAUGAUAUAGUCUUCAAUUUUGAAAAAGCCUCUUUCAUUCUGGAUGAGUUCCUUUUAGGAGGAGAAGUUCAGGAGAUUUCCAAGAAAAAUGUUCUCAAAGCCAUUGAACAGGCAGAUCUCUUCCGGGAAACAGAGACCCCACAUAGUGUUCUUGAAGAUCUAUGUCAAUGA